This is a messenger RNA of Seriola aureovittata, 5224 nucleotides long. It is a transcript of the gene esamb, whose product is annotated as endothelial cell adhesion molecule b. Gene Ontology annotation, molecular function: cell-cell adhesion mediator activity. Lineage: Eukaryota; Metazoa; Chordata; Actinopteri; Carangiformes; Carangidae. The coding region runs from base 370 to 1653 and encodes 427 amino acids. The transcript has 7 exons. Gene Ontology annotation, cellular component: plasma membrane; adherens junction. Gene Ontology annotation, biological process: homophilic cell-cell adhesion. The record is from RefSeq and is a predicted model, not a curated record.
GUGUGUGGAAGACACGAAGGAGCGACACACACACACACACACACACUCUCUCUCAGGCACAGCCGGGCAGCAGGAGUAAAGCAGACUGGAGAUGAAAUGAAAGAAAGAGAAAAGCUGAAUGCUUUGUACUUUCAAACCGGUAUGUGAGGUGAAGGCGAGCGGAGCCGCCGCCGCGCUCUGCGAUGUCAGCCGCUGUUUGUAGGCGGGAUGGCAAGAGGAGAGGGAGCUUUAUCUGCAGACGCUGCCUUUCUGGUUUCUGUUAAUUGCUACCUGAAGACAAUUAAGCGGCAGUUUGGGAAGUGAAGCGAGUGUUUGGUGUCAACUUUAAAGAAGCUCCUGUCUGCUGGAGAAGCCGGUGGAUGUUGCGCCAUGAAGCUAAAGACAAGACUUCGAGCUGUGCUGAUGUUAAUAUGGAUUUUUCAAGGUGACACCCAGAAGGUGGAGAUCCCCAGAGGAGAGAUGGAGGCGGUGAAAGGCCAGAUGGUGGUGUUACACGCCUGGUACAGCCCCAGCUCAGACAUUUCCAGAAACUCUGUGGUUUGGAACUUCAUGGGAAAUAAGUCCACACAGGUGAUAAACUUUAGCUCAGGUGAGGUUGGGCACGGCCAGCGUGAAUACACCAAAAGAGUGGGGUUCAGCGUGGCCAUGCCCUCAGCCAACCUCUCCAUCUACAUCAACAACACCCAGGAGUCUGACUCUGGACGCUACAUCUGCAACGUCAUCAUCCCUGGAGAGACUGGCCUUACUGGAGAGGUGCACCUUAAUGUCAAAGUCCCUCCCUCUCCCCCAGUAUGCACCAUGACAGGAAACCCUGUGAUGAAGGGCAACGUGACUCUGAGCUGUAAGUCCAGUCAUGGAAAACCAGUCCCUCAGUACAAAUGGACCAAGGCUGCACCCAUGUCUGAGGUCUUCUUCUCACCAAUGCAGAAUGAGAGACACGGCACCCUCAGGCUGAGCAACCUCACUAAAAGCAUGUCGGGGAAGUACGUCUGCCGAGCCAGCAACACCGCCGGCUCCGACAGCUGCUCCAUUAACCUGGAGGUUAUCACCUCUUCCAAUGCAGGCAUGAUUGCAGCAGCUACACUGGGGUCAGUAGUGGGACUUAUGGCCAUGGUGUUGUUCCUCAUAUUCAUCCUGAGAAGGAGACGAGACACUGAGGAGGAGAUAGCCAAUGAGAUCAAGGAGGAUGCUCAGGCACCAAAGCGAGUGUCAUGGGCAAAGAGCAAUACCGGCUCCGACAUCGUGUCCAAGAACGGCACACUGUCCUCCAUAGCCACCAGUCCUCGGCCGCAAGACCCACAUCAGCCCAACUUCCACUACCCCUACUCCCCCACCUCAGCCUCAGACACAGGCUCAGUGAUUAACGCCUACCAGCUGCGUCCUGGAGAAGCCAACACCUUACAGGGACUUCCUGGUUACAACAUUGGAGGCACUCCAUCACGUAAACACAAGCGGCCUCCCAAUGCAAACGGGGCCCCUCCGCAGGUCUUCAGGAGUCCUGUAGUCGCCAUCCCCAAAAGGACUGAGGGGGCGCAGCCUCAGGUGCCACCGCCACUCACUGUGUCCCCACAAAUCAGCUCCUCCACUCUGACACGCAUGGGAGCUGUUGCUGUCAUGGUGCCUGCUCAAAGCCAAGCUGGCUCGCUGGUGUAGCCGGCAGAAGCAUCUCUGAUGGGGAAAUAAGAGGAUGGCGGUUGUGGCUGGAGAGAAAGUAUGCCUUGAAAUGGAAAGCACUUUCUCCAUGAAGACCUGAGAGGUUGUGAAAGGCGAAACUGUCUCGCACGUGGUUUGUGCAUCAUUUGCACAACCUCUCCCUUCAGUUUGUUAAUAAAAGUGAGUGCAUCGUUGUUCAUUUCAGUUUGUUUUCGUAUGUUGCAUUCUGGCUCACUAUGGACAAAUAUAUUUUUAUUUACUCCCUUAGAGAUCUAUAAAAUGGUCUCCAAAAGCAUUAAAAUUGCCAAUUAUUUCAAGAGUUGUGUUAAUUUAACGAAAUCUGUCAGGAUAUCGUAAACCAUAAUGUGUGGUUGAUUUCGCAUAGAGUUUUGCAGUUCUUGCAAAAUAUAAUGUUUUGGCUACAUUUGUAUAAUGUACGAAAAGACUACUAAAUAUGACUUGUUUUUUACAAUUUAAUUUCUAUUACAUUGUACAUGGCCAUGUAUUGAUCACUUUGAUUUACUUUUCUCAGGCUAACUGCACUAGUUCAAAGCAAAAACCCAGCAAAACCACAAUUCAGGUAUUACAAAUGGUUCUCUUUUUUUGAAUUUCUUGCUUUCUUAGACCCACAUUUACCUGUGUUCACUGAAGGGUUGUUUAUUUAGCCUACUGUAACAAUGUCAAUAUGAUUUCAUGACACUGAUGUCUACUGAGAGAACAUACUGUCUGAGUUUUUUGCCUGUUAUGGUAGAUGGAAUGUAACCAAAAUAGUGAGUAUAGCAAUGUUGAAGUUGAUGAGUUCUGACUAUUUUGUUCCAAGGUGCUUGGUUUAACUUGAUGUAAUUGCUGUAAACAUAUGAGGCCAUUAGUUGAGACGCACGGUUAAAAAUAUUUGACCAGUCCUCCUGCUGAUGCUCAUAUGUAUGGGGCCAUUAUUGUAGCAAAACUACUUACAAAUGUGAGUAGAGAGUUGUGUAACUGUGUCUUAAUGCGGGAUCAGAUUGGUUAAUGUAAAUUUGUAAAAUAAAAAUUAAAAAAAAUCUCCAAAUCUGUAUUCAGAUUUGCAAGUGUAUUGAGAAUUGUAAAUAUGUAGACAAAUUUGUAAAUGUGUACAUAGAUAUUAAUGGCUUAAGUCUAAGUAUUUUUGCUCCGACACCAGGAAAUACAGACAAAUCAUCAGUUAGAAGUCGUGUGGACCUCUCAGUUGUCUUUUCACACGUGACUUUUGCUGCUCUUGUGCUGUGGCAGAUCUGCAAAUGUGUGGGGAGAUCCAACCUAGCAACCCACCACGACAUCACCCAUUGGGUUUGUGAACUGCCAUUCGAAGCCUCGAGUUUAAAUGUCUGUAUAUAUUUGACUUUUAUUGUAAAUCAUUGCCUUUACUAUAAUGUUCAUCAGCAUUAAAAAAAAACAAACAAUAAACAUUAAAGAAAUUGAACUGAACUAAAAAUGUUUACAAAUGUUUUUGUUUAUUCAGUCAUAUCCAGCUUCCAAAGGCAAUGACUUACUAUAAAAGCCAAAUGUUUGAGCUCUCAAAUGUUUUUUAUUUCAUAAUUCUAUCUACUUCAGAGGCUGAGAAAUAACGGUUUUAGUGAUCGUCAACUUUUUCAGAAAACCCCUCAGGUUUCAGGAGGUUGUUUUCAGACAAUGCUCAGGUUUUAGUCGGCUUGUUUAGAGGGCACCUUAGGCCUUAAUGGGUUAAAUGAACAAACUCCCACCUGACAUGUUCUUUUCUACAUUGUGUAUUGUAGCCUAUAUAAGAACACACUUGAUGGUUUUGUUAAUGAACAGCUGACAGAAGGUCCUCAUACUGAACAGCAGUCACCAAAGAAGUCAGUGUAACGGCAUCAACAACAGUUACUCAUUUCGUUUUGCGCUACUUAAAAAAAAAAAAAAGGCUGUAGUCACUUCACAUUUAGAUGAAUGAUUUUUUUCAUCCAGUUUAUUUGUGCCGCAGAUUAAAUGUUAUAUUUAAUCAUAGUGUCAGUAACUGCUUUGAUCAUAUUCUGGGUGUUUAAUCUUCCAAUCUACGUUGCAGUAAAUUAGUCUAACAACGUGUGCGUUUGUUUUAGCUCCAACUUAAGGAUCAAUGUCAGUGAUCUGUAUAAAUAAUGGUGUAUCCCAUUCGCUUAUUAAGCAUCCUCAUUUCCUCUCGUCUUGUUUCUCCCUCACACGAGAUGCGAGCUGCAGAGGCGAGGAAGGGACGGAGGAGUGGAGACUGAAAACAAGUAAAUGGGUUUAACCUAACUCACCCUAACCCCAAUUCUUUCAGCAACUGAUUUUUACUGAAAUUAUGGUAUCGACUUAAUUGUUAAACAAAUAUUUUUAAGUCCCACGAAUGUUUGGAUGUUAUUUAUAUAAACAGUGUAAAAAUAACGUAGUUACAUGUAGUAAAAAUUGUAGUACAGAUCUUACAUAGUGACGCUCCAACAUGGAGCGCGAUGCUUCACACAGGACAUUUUGCUUUAGUCUUUGAGGGGUGACCAUCAGUGCACGAACAGGACAUCUCAUUUCCUGAAAAACAUAAUCUGAAAGUCUUAAUUUUAAGUACAAAAGUAAUUAAAGUAAAAAACAUUUACAAAUCUUAAUACAUUUGCAAAUCUGAAUUUCUUUUACACUUACAAAUCUGAUUACACACACAUGGCUGAGAUAGUUACACAAUUCUCCACUCACAUUUGUAAAUAGUUUUGCAACAAUAACCCUAACCCAUACAUUUGUUUUCUUGUAAUUAUCCUGAACUCUGGAGAUAAUGUGGCAGUGAGUUACUGAUGUAUACAAAUUACCUGUAGCACUUUUACAGCGGUUCUGAUUGUUGACAGUUUUUUCAAUAAAUGUUCUGGAGGUGUUUGGUUUGAGCAUAACUCAAUUAAAAAUCACUUGCUUAUAAACACAAUUCAUACAAAGUGACAGAAAAUUCAGGAUGCCAAUGAAAAAGCCGAUUCCUUUUUUUGAAAGUUGAGAUUAUUUUAUUUGGAGUGUGACCUGCAAAUUGCAAAGUGACAUGUGAAUACACAACCCAUAUAAUGCUAUCUGUGGUAGUACACACAGGAUGUUCUUCUGCAGGCAGUUUACAUACUACAGAAUACACAAUGGGGUAAAAUACAGUAACAACACAGUAACCAUGAACAUAAAUAGGAUGUAAAAAGCCACUUUUGGGAGAGAGAUACUGAGACUGCAUGUGAUAUAAAGUAGAUGUGAUUUCAAACCAUAUAAUUGUAAUGGCACUUAAGUUAGUUUUUAAUCAUUUUACACAACUGGAAAAAGAAUUCAAACUUCUUUUCACAAACUCUGCAAAACUGUUAUAAAGAGCAGCUUUUUAUACAGUAACUAGAUUAAACCUCUAUAUCCACACUAGCAGCAUAACCGGAAACAAAGGAAAACGUUAUGUUUUUUACCACUGCUGGAUGUUGGUGUUCAGUAAAUGCUAUGUGUGACUAAAAUCAAAAGGUUUUUUUUCCCCAUGUACAGCGGCCAUAAUAUGUAAUCUCAGGCUCAGCUUCACAUUGUCAGACAUUGUCAAUGUUCAUCAGUUGCAUUCUGUACAUAAAUAAAAUGUGCUUUGUCUACUGUA